Lacerta agilis (Sand lizard) is the source of this 1519-nucleotide messenger RNA. Its product is annotated as probable hydrolase PNKD. Gene Ontology annotation, cellular component: mitochondrion. Gene Ontology annotation, molecular function: hydroxyacylglutathione hydrolase activity. The transcript has 10 exons. Lineage: Eukaryota; Metazoa; Chordata; Lepidosauria; Squamata; Lacertidae. Bases 185 to 1147 code for a protein of 320 amino acids. The record is from RefSeq and is a predicted model, not a curated record.
GGUACCACCGCUGGCAUUUACGGCCAGAUCCUUCAGGGGGCGCUGCAUCCCAAGCCGCGCAGGAAGCGGCUCCGGCUCCGGGACAGACGGCGCUCCGAGGGGGCGGGCCCGGCUGCGUGCUUGGCGCUGGAGGGCCCUGAGCGGCGCUUUCCACCGGUGCGCGGCCAGGCAGCGCUUUCCCCGAAUGCCCAUGGCUCUGGCGGGUCCCCUCCUGUUCCGCAUCGGGUAUAAUCUCUAUGCCCACACUCGGCUGGGCUACCUGUUCUACAAGCGUCAGGUGAAGAAAGCGCGGGAGCGUUACCCCCAGGGGCACUCUGUUCCUCAGCCUGUGGUGUUCAGCGGAGUGAAGAUUCUUCCCAUCCCUGUCCUGUCCAAUAACUACAGCUAUCUUGUUAUUGAUACUGGCUCAAACUGUGCUGCAGCUGUAGACCCCUCUGACCCACUGGCGGUACAGUCGGUCAUCGAGGAAGAGGGGGUGACGCUGGAGGCCAUCCUGUGCACUCACAAGCAUUGGGACCACAGUGGAGGCAAUGCAGCGCUGAGGCGGCGGCACAGCUCUUGCCGAGUCUAUGGCAGCAGCUAUGACGACAUCCCAGAACUGACAGAUCCCCUCUCAGAUAAAGAGACCGUUGUGAUAGGACGUCUGAACUUCAAGGCCCUCUUCACGCCGGGACACACUGUGGGGCAUAUGGUGUACGUGCUAGAUGGCAAACCUUUUGAAGGGCCAGCCUCUCUCUUCUCUGGAGACCUCCUUUUCCUCUCUGGCUGUGGUCGGAUAUUUGAAGGGACGCCAGAAACAAUGCUGGCAUCACUGGACAUGGCAGCUGACCUUGCUGAAGACACACUGCUUUGGCCAGGGCACGAGUACGCUUCAGAGUGCUUAAUGUUUGCACGCCUUCUGGAGCUGGAGAAUCCCGUCCUGGAGCAGAAGCUACAGUGGGUGAAUCAACAGCGGGUUGAGAAGAGAAGCACGUGCCCUUCUACCAUCGGCGAGGAGAAGCAGUACAAUCCCUUCCUGCGGACGCACUGCCCGGAGGUGCAAGAAGCCGUGGGGAUGAAGCGCCAAAGGGACGAGGACUGGGACACCUUCCGAGCCCGGGUGCUGAAGGAGGUGCGCCUGCGGAAGGAUGUCUUCAAAGCAAACUAGCAACCUCGGGUGGCGUCAGGUUGGAGCCACAGGCAGGGCGCACCCACAGGCAGGGGCCAGGCAGGGCCUCUCUGCAAGGAGGAGCCUGAUCACAUAGCGGGCUCUACUAUGCUCAUGAGGAGGGAUCUACUUGGAUGCUGAUCUCUCAUGCAGUGCGAAGUGGAAUGGCAAAAAAAAUAAUGGAGGGGUUCAGGCUCGUUUCUUGAGCUCCCCGUCCCCCAGAAAGUUUUGUUGGUGCUGCUACUUAUCCAUGAGGCAUGGCGAGUGGGACUUGCAGCCUUUCAGCUGCAAAGGUGAUUUGGUAGUGGAUUCAGGUGUGCUUGGGUGGCUCCAUAUCCCCUGCUGUUUUCAAAACACCUGUUGUGGGGGGUG